GUUCGUACUUCGCAGAGGACGUCAGCCUUUUUGCAAAAGAUCGCCCCUGGCUUAGAUAAGGACUCUCUUUGCGAAAAGGGUCACAUACAAAAAGAGAUUGUCUUGAAUUUAAAACAAAGAGAAAAGAAAUGGGCCGAAUUAUUGGUAUCCCAAAAUGACACAACUCAGCUAAGCAGUGACGCGAAGGACUACCUACCUCGCAGGCUUACUAGGCAAGGUAAGAGGUGAAGCAACUAAUUCCUCCCACGUCGACGAUAAGAACGAGGAUGAUGAAGAUCAUGAUGAUAUUGCCUGGAGUGAGGAACAAGACGAAAGUGAUGAUGAUGACUGCAGCGUUUCUGUACUGCCCAAACCAGGAGAGGCAUCUUUGUCAGAUAUUGAAGAUUAUGGUCCAUAUUGGAAUAAUUCCUCAGUCCAUACCAUACCUGGAUCAUCUUUCAAA
Porites lobata is the source of this 442-nucleotide messenger RNA. The record is from the annotation of a GenBank genome assembly. NCBI's taxonomy places the organism in Eukaryota, Metazoa, Cnidaria, Anthozoa, Scleractinia, Poritidae.